Boleophthalmus pectinirostris (great blue-spotted mudskipper) is the source of this 1619-nucleotide messenger RNA. RefSeq names its product refilin B (gene rflnb). Gene Ontology annotation, cellular component: actin filament bundle. Gene Ontology annotation, molecular function: filamin binding. Gene Ontology annotation, biological process: actin filament bundle organization; negative regulation of bone mineralization involved in bone maturation; negative regulation of chondrocyte development. The coding region runs from base 422 to 1018 and encodes 198 amino acids. The record is from RefSeq and is a predicted model, not a curated record. NCBI's taxonomy places the organism in Eukaryota, Metazoa, Chordata, Actinopteri, Gobiiformes, Gobiidae. The transcript has 3 exons.
CUGCAUGUAGUGGGAAACCUACAAGCCCAUGUGGUUUCAACAGCCCCUUGCUAGUCUAUUGUCCUCCAAUCAGGAUUGAGUUUCAGGCUUGAAAGGCGGUCCUAUUCCAUGUUUGUGGCUCCGAGGGCCUCUUUGAGGGAAAAUGAGUUUGAAGAGCAGCCGCGGGUAGUAGCGCUCCCCCACAUUUGAGCCACACGUAAAGAUCUUUGUUCACGUCACGGUAGCAUACUGCCGCGGCAGUCUUGUGCAGCAGAGGACUGCUGCUGUUGUGUUUCAUUCAACGAUCGCACUGGACUGUAUUUGAGCUGGGAACAGUGAGUUAUUGCAAACUGCCCAAGGCAUCGCAACAACAUCACUAAGAAACUGGAAGUGCCUGUUUUGAAACCCUGUUGGCAUUGAGCAACGUUGUAGCCUACCAGAGAUGGUCGGCAGACUGAACUUGCCAAAUGUUUCUGGAGGAGAUCCACUGGAUAUGAGCUGCUGCAGAGCAGACCGAGGACUCGAUAGUCCGGAUUCGGGUUUACCGCCCAGUCCAAGUCCCAGCGCCUGGCUCCCUGGACCAGCAGACAAGGAGGAGGGAAAAUCUUCUCUGGCUCCAUCCUUGCCUACUCGUCCAUUACCACAACUACAGCCUUUGUCAUAUGGAGAAGGUGUAUCUCUCAGCCCCUUACCUGCAAAGGAGAUGAGAUACACCUCAUGUAUGAGUUAUGACUCAGACCGUCACUUCAUCCAGAAUGUGACCCUGCGGCCUUGGGGUCAGGAGCUGGAGCACUGUCGACAGACCAUUGUGGCCAUGCCUCACAGUACCUGGCGUCAUUACAAGACACAGCUGGAGUUUGAGCCGCGACACCGGCCUCACCAAUUCAGCAGCACAGCGAUCAUCUACCCCAAGAAAACCAGUGUAAUGUAUACCACUGAGCUGAGCUACGACUGCCACCGCCUGGUCAGGCAUUUCAUCUCUAGUGUGGAGCUCGAGGCGUCAGGCCACAGACAGGAAGCCCACACAGUGAAGAGGUGAUGGGCUGAGUACAAGAAACCACUGCUAUAUAGGCUAUACAUAUACACAUUGACCUGCUGUGUUUUUACACUUUGUUUUUACACUUUGAUAGAUCCUGUUUUGAUUCAAAUAUCCUUGCAAAAAAGUUAUAUUUUACAGUAUUUUAUAUCACAAAGUUUAUAUUGUGUUGUUUAGUUUUUAAAUGUUGAUGCAUCAUUGGGCUAAAGUAAGGGCAACAGCUGUGUCAUUUGAGGUGUCACUUGGCAAUGUUGUCCACAUAAUGUAUGCACAAACAAAACAUCAGUGCUUCACGUGUUUUUUUUCUGUCACCGGGUGAUAUGAGUUCUGCACAACUUUCAUGUGUACACAGGUUUAAGUUUUUCUUUAGUCUAUUUAAGCAAGGUUUGUGAUUCAAGUCAACACCUUUCUAUUCAAGUGUAAGCUUAAUGUAGGAUGUACAAAUAGACCGUAGGUCUACUGUUUUGAUGAAGGCCAAUUUUACAUGUUUUUACUUUGUGUGAAUGGAAUGCUGGAUAAUAUUUAUUCUCAUCUUCAAUUUUAGAUGUUUUUAUUAAUGUUACCAAGUUUUAUGGUUUUAAAUAAAGUAAUAAUUUUAUCCUAA